Messenger RNA from Oncorhynchus gorbuscha (pink salmon), 2361 nucleotides. RefSeq names its product odorant receptor 131-2-like. Gene Ontology annotation, cellular component: membrane. Gene Ontology annotation, biological process: G protein-coupled receptor signaling pathway. Lineage: Eukaryota; Metazoa; Chordata; Actinopteri; Salmoniformes; Salmonidae. The record is from RefSeq and is a predicted model, not a curated record. Gene Ontology annotation, molecular function: G protein-coupled receptor activity. The coding region runs from base 168 to 1271 and encodes 367 amino acids. The transcript is spliced from 2 exons.
GAGAUAGAAAGAGAGAGGGGUUUCUCAUACACAGACAUUGCAUUGCAUUGAUGUCUUGGAUGUACUCUGAUUGAGUAGCCUAGUUAAGCGUUUGGGGAAACUAUAAGAAGGCAGAAGCAAUGAAGAAACAACUACACCAAAUACCCUAAAUACACCAUCAAGGAAUAAUGUCGAUGUAUAACGGGACUGGAGAAACGGGCGGAAAGGACUACACCUAUGUACGGGUUUGUGCGUCGACCAUCGCCUUUAUAACAUUGGCAUUCUUCAACAUCGUCAUUAACUGGACUAUACUGCGCGAGGAUCGACUUCGGGGCCAUGCGCGCUUUGUGUUGGUUUUUCACCUGUUGGUGUCCGCUCUGGUGUACUUCGGAAUGUGUUCUGUUUUCUACCUCCAGAUAUACUUCGACACCAGGCCGGUGGCAUCCAUAUGUGUGGCCAUGAUAACCGUCCUAAUCACCAGCGCGUCCAAUAUCCUUCUGACUCUCACUGCUAUGUCGCUGGACCGUUAUUUUGCUGUCUGCCAUCCUCUGUGGUACAGUUCUGUCUGGCAAUGGCCUUGGCUAGUUGGGCUACUGACAUGGGGACUCGCACUGGUUAUCCCCCUCACUCUGCUCUCCAAGACAGAGAUGCUCGGCAGUGAUACAAAUGUGGAAUGUGGAAGGGAACAGCUGAAGAAAGGUGGCCUGGAAAAAAUAUUGUUGAUAUCUGUGUGCACGGCGCUCAUUCUGUACAGUUAUGUAAGGAUACUGUUUGAGGGGCGACGGUUGGGAGUGAUGAAUCGACGCAACAUGGUCGGAUGCAAGACCCUCGCCCUGCACGGUACUCAACUCGCCGUAUACAUCCUCCCCAACUUCAUGAACUUUGUGCUAACAGUUCUCCAGAAACAAGGACACAUUCAGCCGGGGACCAAAGAACUGUCUGCGGUGGUUAGUUUCGCCUUCUUCAGCUUGGCGCAGUGCGUCGCACCAAUCGUCUACGGGUUGCGUAAAGAGGAACUCUUGGAGCAGGUGCAUCGCCGAUUCCCUUGUUGUUCCCGCCACCUGAAAACCGUCCUGGGCCCGGUUUCCCAAAAUCAUCUUAAGGCUAAUUUUAUAUUAGAGCCCAAAAGCAUAGGUUCUAACAAUGACUUUAGCCUUAAGAUGCUUUUGAGAAACCAGGCCCUGGAGUGGACCUGGCGUGCCAUAACGCCUUGUCUGCAUUCCCAGUCAAGUGAAAGAAGACUGACGUUCCAGACACUCAUCUCACUGGAGCCCCCACAGACCCCAGUUUGAGGUGACGCCGGGAGCUUAGAAGCCACCGUUCCAGACACUCAUCUCACUGGAGCCCCCACAGACCCCAGUUUGAGGGGACGCCGGGAGCUAAGAAGCCACCGUUCCAGACACUCAUCUCACUGGAGCCCCCACAGACCCCAGUUUGAGGGGACGCCGGGAGCUAAGAAGCCACCGUUCCAGACACUCAUCUCACUGGAGCCCCCACAGACCCCAGUUUGAGGGGACGCCGGGAGCUAAGAAGCCACCGUUCCAGACACUCAUCUCACUGGAGCCCCCACAGACCCCAGUUUGAGGGGACGCCGGGAGCUAAGAAGCCACCGUUCCAGACACUCAUCUCACUGGAGCCCCCACAGACCCCAGUUUGAGGGGACGCUGGGAGCUAAGAAGCCACCGUUCCAGACACUCAUCUCACUGGAGCCCCCACAGACCCCAGUUUGAGGGGACGCUGGGAGCUUAGAAGCCACCGUUCCAGACACUCAUCUCACUGGAGCCCCCCCAGACCCCAGUUUGAGGGGACGCUGGGAGCUUAGAAGCCACCGUUCCAGACACUCAUCUCACUGGAGCCCCCCCAGACCCCAGUUUGAAGGGACGCCGGGAGCGAAGAAGCCACCGUUCCCGUAACUUCACUACCCACGAGUACUUCUCCUGUGCUCCAUAGACUGGGCUGAAGACGUUUUGUACCAGACUGAUACUGCCUUUCAGAUGUCAUUGAGACAACGGUGGAUGGGGGGACACAGCAACCAGACGAAAGGUGUCGCUCUCACUAUAAACAUUUGAGACGAGUCUCCAUUCUUUUUUGCCGAUGAACAUUCAUACAGUACUUGGUUAUCCAGCAUCUGUACAAAGCUGUGAAAGUGCUUCUGUUCUACCCAGGAUGUCGUGACUUUAUAGGCUUGGGGCAUCACUAUGGACAGACCAGCCUCAGACGACCUGUAAUGCAUUAAAUUAACUGCAUUAACUGUACUGUGUCAGUUACUUGAUGUGGAAUAGAGUUCCAUGUAGUCAUGGCUCCAUGUAGUACUGUGUGUCUCCCAUAGUCUGUUCUGGACUUGGGGACUGUGAAGAGACCUUUUGUGGCAUGUCUUGUGGG